AUGACUAUUGAUCGUUUUUCCUUGGGUGGUAGUACCACCAGCUUUGCUUAUAGACUACCUAAAUGGAGAAUUCCAGAUACUAUUCUUUUAGCCGUUAUUAUGUUGAUAAAUAUACCGGUUUAUUUCCAGCCACCAUUUCAAAGACAAUUUAUACUUAAUGAUCCCACUCUAAGUCACCCAUAUGAGUUGAAUGAACGUGUUACAGACUUUAUGUUAGUAAUAUAUAGUUUGGUGUUACCAUGUGUUGUUAUACUGGUAGUUUGGUAUCUUUUGGUAGAUAGAAGACAUAAGUGGAAUGUACUCUAUGUAUCCUUAUUAGGUUUAUUUCUUUCAUGGUUUUCCACCGCAUUAUUUACAAACUUUAUUAAGAAUUGGUUUGGUAGACCAAGACCCGAUUUCAUUGAUCGUUGUCAACCAAGACCAAAUAUGCCAAUUAAUACAUUGUUUACAGCAGACGAAGUUUGUACAAAUGAAAAUGAGGCUAUUUUAUUGGAAGGUUUUAGAAGUACACCAUCAGGUCACUCAAGUGAGAGUUUUGCAGGGUUAGGUUAUUUAUAUUUUUGGUUAUGUGGACAACUGAUGACAGAGCAUAGUCAAGUUGGGAUAUGGAGAAAAUAUGUUGCAAUGAUUCCUCUUUUAAUUGCCUCAUUAAUCGCAUUGUCCAGAACACAAGAUUAUAGGCAUCAUUUUGUAGAUAUUUUUUUAGGCUCCGUUAUUGGGUUUUUCAUCUCUUAUGGGAUAUAUAGAAAAUAUUACCCAUCAAUUUCAAGUCAAGUUCCCUUCAAACCAUUGUUGGAUGAUUCUGAUGUUACAUUUGAUGUACCAUCUGAUUCUACUAUUAUGGCACCUUCUACAUAUCAAAGAAGAAUUCCAUUGCCACAAGAUGAGGAGAUGGAACCUCUAUCUGCAUGA
This is a messenger RNA of Arxiozyma heterogenica, 912 nucleotides long. It is a transcript of the gene DPP1, whose product is annotated as bifunctional diacylglycerol diphosphate phosphatase/phosphatidate phosphatase. Bases 1 to 912 code for a protein of 303 amino acids. The record is from RefSeq and is a predicted model, not a curated record. The transcript has a single exon. NCBI's taxonomy places the organism in Eukaryota, Fungi, Ascomycota, Saccharomycetes, Saccharomycetales, Saccharomycetaceae. Gene Ontology annotation, biological process: phospholipid metabolic process. Gene Ontology annotation, molecular function: phosphatidate phosphatase activity.